AUUGUGAUGAAGAGGUUUGAUUCUGUUUGGAGUGGCCAUGCACAGGAUAGCUGUGGUCUUUCUGAUCCAAUGGUAGAAGAAAACAUAAGGAAAUAAUGCUGCAAGAAGGAAUUGGCACUCAUCUAGCAUGGAACUAUGUCAUAUUGAUAUUGCUUCAUAGCAUCAGUUCAAGUAUUACAUCACCAACUCAUCAUGCUUUGGAAAAAAAUGAAGUGGCAGCCAGCAAACUUAUCACAAAAAUGAAGGAUGCAUCUGAAGCUCUUUUAAACUUCUUCAGGCCAGUGACUUGCCGACACAAAGAAAAACACUCCUUAGUCCCUUGUCAUGUAGGAGGGAGCAUUAACGCAACAGAGUGCUUGGAAAAUAGAUGUUGUCCUUCCAAAGGCAGCCAUGAACUGAAAUGUUAUAUCCCAUUUAAAGACAAUCUGCAGCUGACUUUUCGACUGUUUUUGCUUGGGGCAAUAGGAUUUUUAAUUUUGGGAUGUCUACCAUUAUGUUGCUGUGCCUGCUUGCAGAGGAGUCAAUGUGUCAAUCCUUUACGAAGAGCAAACAAAAAAAUAGAACAAAUUGUGCAGAAGAAAAGAGCAAGUAGUGAAGAAAUGCACAGCUUGUUAUCAAAUUGACUUAAAAACUCUGAGGUUCAUAAAUACAAGAGAAAGGGGACCAUCCACGUAAUAUUAACGAUCUCAAGCAGAAGAAGGACACCAGGAUUACAUGAGUAUGCUCUAGAAAAUGAGAUGAUUUUUUUUAGUAUCAAAGUAAUACAAUGUUGUCAACCCUUCAUAAUGCUAA
Molecule: messenger RNA, 792 nt
Organism: Numida meleagris (helmeted guineafowl)
Lineage: Eukaryota; Metazoa; Chordata; Aves; Galliformes; Numididae
Gene: FMR1NB
Product: FMR1 neighbor
Exons: 7
Coding region: 96-623 (175 amino acids)
Source: RefSeq, a predicted model, not a curated record